Messenger RNA from Bradysia coprophila, 1001 nucleotides. RefSeq lists its product as uncharacterized. Lineage: Eukaryota; Metazoa; Arthropoda; Insecta; Diptera; Sciaridae. The record is from RefSeq and is a predicted model, not a curated record.
ACUAGAAACACAUCAGACAAAAUCGAAAAUGCCUUCAAAGACGGUAUUGCUUUUAAGUUUUAUUAUCCCAUUCACAAUUGUUAGUGAUAUCGCUGCUGAUAAAAUGAUAGCCUUCUAUGAAGAAAUCAACUGUAAGAAAGUCAACAUCGGUGGUUCAGAGAGAUUUGACUGUCCAGAUUUCGCAAAUUUACCGAGCAACAAGUGUUAUUUCCAAGGAAGAGAAUUUGAUGUGAAUCAUUCGAUUGAAGGCGAUUUUCCGCGUUGUUGGGGAAAAAGCUGUGCAUGCCGUCAACGGAACGAAACAGCGGCAUACAUUGAUUGUGCAUUCCUUCAAGAUGGAUGCGCUGAAGAGUGGGCUAUUGAAAGGGACUGGUCUUGUGUGCAAGCGUAUAAACUGAAUCAAUGCUGUCGUAGUGAUGAAAUUUGCGGCAGAGCGAUCCAAGAACUAAGCACUUGCGUGGUCGAUGGCAAGUUGUAUCACAGCGGUGAACGUAUAAAACCGAAAGAUGACUGCUACGAAUGUAUUUGCGGUGAUGGCUAUAAUAACGAAACAUCAUUGGCUGAAAAUGAACAUUGUGUCGCAACCAAAUGCGGCUUCGGAGUAAAUUUGCAAAUGCUUCGGGACGAAUGUGUUCCCAUUUUUUAUCCAGAUCGUUGUUGCACAAUAUAUAACUACAAGUGCCCUGCGAAAACCGACUCUAUUGGCAUACGUUCCGCAUUUGCUACAAACGAAAACCACACAUGUUCAUUUGGAGCACUUUCAUUGAAAAUUGGCGACACACUCAAAACUGAAGAAAGUUGCUUAAUAUGCCGUUGCUCCACACCACCAUUCUUAACGUGCAUUCGAUGGGGAGAAUGCUAAAUCUUUGGUCGGAUAAGUCAAAAGUAGCAAAGCAAAAAGUGUGCACAUUUUCGGCUUCUGCUUUCGAAACAUGAAAUCGCCAUUACUGAUUAUACAAUAAAUUGAAACAAUCUUUGAAAAAAAAAAAAAAAAUUGUUGC